UCUUCUGGAGGAAGUUGACGUUGCCGUCUACACACCGUGGGGCGAUGUCAACCUCCCUCUCGCAGAACGAGCUGGAGCCUUUAAGGCCAAGCAAGAUCAGCACGUAGCGGCAAGACGAGAGUACGAAGCUCUUGGAGAUGCCCGUGUAGUCUGCACUACAUGCAGCCAUCUUCACGUUGCGCCUUAGAUCAACCGUGAGGCCCUUGCCAGGGCGUACGUGUCCGGUAAGGAAAUGUUGAACCUGUAUCAGCAGCACAAUGCGGCCGUUACCCCUACUUCUGUCCCUGCUUCCCAGCCUAGAAUGGCAAGGGCUGAACAGCAGGUCGUUCGUGCGAGUGGCACCACUCACGACGAGCGACAGCGUAGAGCAGUCAACAGCAUGGCUGAUAUCCUUAUCAAUCCUGCUCGGAUCAGCUUACCUGCAGAUAUGCAGAGUGCCGUGUUCUCGGAGCUGAUCUGCAGAGCCUUGAAUCCAACCGCAACUCCCCCGAAUGCCCACAUUCAAGAACUUGCUCAAAAGUACAUCCAAGCCGUACAGAGCAACGACUUUCGUGCACUCCCGCAAGAGAAUCAAGUUCAUGUACAAGACGAGCAGAUGGCUUGGUUGAACGAGAGUUUGGUGGCAUCAGCUGGCACUGCUCCUGCUCAGCCUGCGGUGAGACGCAAGGCUGAUGAGGACGAUGACCCCCAGAAAGAGGUCAAGGUAAAGGUCCAAGAACAGAGGGAGGGCAGAUAGACGCGUUUCGGAGGUGACAACCUCCACAAAAACAAGCCCUGAAAUGCUCGUCCUCCACAUGGUCAGGGUAGGACCUUCAUGCUUGUCGAGCGAGCAUG
Messenger RNA from Macroventuria anomochaeta, 834 nucleotides. RefSeq lists its product as uncharacterized. The transcript has a single exon. The record is from RefSeq and is a predicted model, not a curated record. The coding region runs from base 233 to 736 and encodes 167 amino acids. NCBI's taxonomy places the organism in Eukaryota, Fungi, Ascomycota, Dothideomycetes, Pleosporales, Didymellaceae.